Molecule: messenger RNA, 2877 nt
Organism: Myripristis murdjan (pinecone soldierfish)
Lineage: Eukaryota; Metazoa; Chordata; Actinopteri; Holocentriformes; Holocentridae
Exons: 21
Coding region: 1-2877 (958 amino acids)
Biological process (GO): collagen catabolic process; extracellular matrix organization; proteolysis
Cellular component (GO): extracellular matrix
Molecular function (GO): zinc ion binding; metalloendopeptidase activity
Source: RefSeq, a predicted model, not a curated record
AUGAAGUUGUUCUGGACAUGGAUACCUGUGCUGGGCUCUCUGAUGUUUGUGGAUAUCUUGUGGAUGUUACCAAUUGAUCAGGAUGAGUGGCUGAGUCCUGAGGACAUGGAGCUGGCUGAGGGCUACCUCAGGAUGUUCUACAAACUGAAACCCCACAGCAGCAGUGGAGGCGCACGAAGAAGGGUCAGGUCCAGUUCAGACAUGGAGGAGAAGAUCAGGGAAAUGCAAAACUUCUUUGGUCUGAAAGAGACAGGCCACCUGGAUGAAGAAACCCUGGAUAUAAUGAGGGAGCCGAGGUGUGGUGUUCCAGAUGUGGAAAACUUCAGCUUCUACCCUCGAAAGCCAAAAUGGAAGAAGCACAAUAUCACAUACAAGAUUGUACAAUACACUCCAGACAUGAAGAGAGAGGAGGUGGAAAGCAUAUUUCGUUCAGCCCUGAAGAUCUGGAGUGAUGCGGCACCACUGACGUUCACCAAAGUCAACAACGGCAAAGCUGAUAUUGACAUCUCCUUCGUCCGAAGAACGCAUGGAGAUUUCUUCCCCUUUGACGGGCCAAAGGGUGUGCUGGCCCAUGCCUUUGAGCCAGGAGAAGGGUUGGGAGGGGAUGUGCACUUUGAUGAAGAUGAAACAUGGAUGAAAGGAAAACAAAAGCAAGGAUACAACCUGUUCACCGUUGCAGCCCAUGAGUUAGGCCACUCACUGGGUUUAGCUCACUCUAAAGACCGCUCUUCUCUCAUGUACCCCAAUUACAAGUAUUUCAGCAGUGCCCAUUACACUUUACCAAAGGAUGAUGUGCUUGGGAUCCAAACACUGUAUGGUAAACGCACUAGCACCAUGGAGGCACAAAAAAACCCCACAAAGUGUGAGUCCGACUUCUCUGUCGAUGCAGCAGCCGUGAUUGGAAACGAGAUUGUUUUCUUUAAGGACAGGUACAUGUGGAUGAGAACAACCUGGAAGACCUACUGGAAUUACCUGAGAGAGGGGCCGAGCAGCACUUAUUUGCCGAGCAUUAACUCUCACGUAGAUGCAGCUUAUGACAUCCCAGCCAAAGGCGUGGCGUACAUAUUCACUGGUCGUAAGUAUUGGGUGGUUCAACAGCUUAAGAUGAACAGUCAUGCUGGCUCCAUCUAUGAGUAUGGCUUCCCCACCAAAGUCAAGCAGGUUGACGCCGCUGUGCAUGUCAGUCAAUAUGGGAAAACACUCUUCUUCACGGGAGCUUUCUAUUACAGGUAUGAUGAACACAGAAGAAGGAUGGACUCAGGCUUUCCCAGACUGAUCCAGAUGGACUGGCCAGGCGUCCUAAGAGGAGUGGAUGCUGGGUUUGAGCUGCAUGGUAGCAUCUACUUCUUCAGUGGAUCAAAAGCCUACCAGUAUGACUUGAGGCAAAACCGGAUGGUGAAUGUGAUUUCAGCGAAUGCCUGGCUGGGGUCUCCCACCACUGCUCCAGAGGUGACAAGCAGCAACAGAGCAUCAGCUUCACCAGAAGAUGAAGAACUGGCUGAGCAAUACCUUUCUCAGUUCUACACUGAUAUUGGGAUGACCAACUCCUCAACGAGAAGCAUCACCAAGUCCUCGCUCAGCGAGAGUCUAGAGGCCAUGCAGGCUUUCUUCGGCCUGGAGGUGACUGGUAUUUUGGAUAAUGAAACUGUGGAGGUGAUGAAAGCACCCAGAUGUGGUGUGUCAGACAUCAGCCGAUAUGGACACUUCCCUGGGAGACCCAAAUGGACCAAGAGGCUGAUUACCUACAGGAUCACGCAGUACACUUCAGAUCUCAGUCAGAGGCAGGUGGAUGCAACCAUUGCUCAGGCCUUCCAGCUGUACAGCGACGUCAUCCCGCUGGACUUCAAACAGAUCUACAGUGGCACGGCUGACAUCAUGAUCCUCUUCAAGGGUGGAUAUCACGGGGACUUUUACCCUUUUGAUGGACCAAAUGGUGUGUUGGCCCACGCUAACUCGCCUGGACAGGGACAAGGAGGGGAUACACACUUUGAUGAUGAUGAAACAUGGACUCUAACCCGAAGAGGUGUGAAUCUGCUGCUGGUGGCGGCUCAUGAGUUUGGCCAUGCCCUGGGCCUGGAUCACUCCCGGGACAGACGCGCCCUGAUGUUCCCCACCUAUCAGUACGUCAACACAAACGGAUACAAGCUGCCAGAUGACGACAGGCGUGGGGUUCAAGCCCUGUAUGGCAGUCGUAGGCCUGAGCCCACGGCACAACCGAAACCCAAACCACCUCCUGUGCCAGAGCCAGAGCCGGAGGAGCCAACAGAGGAUCCCGACCCUCCAACCAACCCCCGAGAUGAGCAGUGCAGCCGUGACCUGGUGUUCGAUGCCGCCACCUCUGUCAGGGGAGACCUGUACUUCUUCAAAAGCGGUUACUAUUGGAGGAAGAGUACAAAUUUCCGAGGAAUCCGUUUGACUAAAGUGAGCUCAAAAUGGCCACAGAUCAACCAGGUGGAUGCUGCCUAUGAAGUCCCAUACAAGGACCUGGUGCAUCUUUUCGAAGGUCGCCAGUACUGGGGCAUAAGAGCUUACACAAAGUCAAAAAUGGCCGGCUAUCCAAAGCCCAUCACUAACCUUGGCCUCCCCUCCUCAGUGAAUAAGGUGGAUGCAGCUGUCUAUGUGCCAAGCACGGGCAAAACACUCAUGUUUGUGAAUAAGCAGUACUGGAGCUAUGAUGAGCGCAGAAACCAAAUGGACAGUGGCUACCCGAGAAACAUCAACUGGGACUUCCCUGGCAUUGGCUCCAAAGUCGACGCAGCCUUUGAGAAUUUUGGUUACCUGUACUUCUCAAAUGGCCCACGGCAGAGUGAGUUCUACCUGCCGUACAAGAGAGUGAAUCGAGUUCUCCUCAACUAUGGCUGGCUCAACUGUUACUGA